Rotaria sp. Silwood1 is the source of this 930-nucleotide messenger RNA. The record is from the annotation of a GenBank genome assembly. Lineage: Eukaryota; Metazoa; Rotifera; Eurotatoria; Philodinida; Philodinidae.
AUGAAAUUGAAUCAAAAAUUGGAUCAACAAAAAACAACAACAACAACAACAUUAUCAUCUUUAUCUAUACAUCAAUUAGUAUUUGAAAAUAUGCAACAAACAGAAAUGAAAUUACUUGAAUUUAAAUUAAAAUUUAUUUCACAACAAGAACAAAAUGAUCUUUUAAAAUAUUUAAUGGAAAAAUCACAAAAUAUAUCAGAUAUUGAACAAACAAAAUUAUUUUCUAUUAUUCAACAACGUUCACUUGAACGUGAAAUUGAUCUUGUUCGUCAAGAACUUGAAAUUACAGAGAAAAAAACUAUUCAAUUUGAACAAACAUUUGAUAAUUCAGAUGAAGGAAUUAAAUUUCAUAUGGAAAAUCUUAAAUUAAAAUGUGAUAAUAAAAAUAUUCAACUUGAAUUUGAAUUAUUACGUUUACGUGAACGUUAUAAUGAAUUAAUUGAACAUACAAAUACACUUAAAUAUGAAUUAAAUAAUGCACAAAAACAAUUACAUGAAAAAGAAAAAAUUGAACCAAAUUUAAAUGUUGAUUUGGAAAAAGAACGACGACGUGCAGAUGAAUUUGAAAAUGAUUAUAAAUCUUUACAAAUAAAAUAUGAUGAUGUAUGUGAACGUAUUCGUAUAGCUACACAUCAAUUAGAACAUGUACAAAUUGUACUUGAAGAAACAUCACGUCGUUGUGAACAAUUAGAAAAAGAAAAGUCCGAAAUUAAUGCUCAAUCUGAAUAUCUUUCACAAAAUGUUCUUAAUGUAACUUCAAAAUAUAAAGAUAAAUUAAAUAUAAUUAAAGUUCGUUUAGAACAAGCAGAACGUGAAAGACGUGAAGUACAACUUCGUAAUGAAAAAUUUCAAAAUGAUAGACAACCAUUUGAUGUAAAAAAGUUUAAUAUGGUUUCAUCAUGUCAAUUUAAUUACUUUUUGAAUUGUUAA